Gossypium raimondii (Peruvian cotton) is the source of this 943-nucleotide messenger RNA. RefSeq lists its product as uncharacterized. The record is from RefSeq and is a predicted model, not a curated record. The transcript has 6 exons. Bases 74 to 691 code for a protein of 205 amino acids. Gene Ontology annotation, molecular function: protein binding. Gene Ontology annotation, biological process: protein ubiquitination; positive regulation of protein catabolic process. NCBI's taxonomy places the organism in Eukaryota, Viridiplantae, Streptophyta, Magnoliopsida, Malvales, Malvaceae.
UGAUUCCCCGUAUAAACCAAAGCAAAGGAAAAAAAUAAAGGAAAAACAGAGAAAUCAAAAGAAAGAAAAAACAAUGGCGGUUCCAGGCAGACGCAAUGGAUUGCUCGAAGAUGACGAAGACGAUGAAAACCCUCUUUUUGAAGAAAAUGGUCUCGACAUGGACCUUGAAGCUGAUACCCCUCCUCACCUCCGCGACCUCGCCGCCGCCGCCCAGCUCGGCGACCUCAACGCUCUUCGCCUCGCCCUAGACAACAUUAAUGGCAGCAUUGAUGAACCUGUAGAAGAUGGUGACACAGCUCUCCAUCUUACCUGCCUUUAUGGUUAUCUGCCUUGUGUUCAGCUACUUUUGGAAAGGGGGGCUAAUUUGGAGGCCAAGGAUGAAGAUGGGGCGGUUCCUCUGCAUGAUGCUUGUGCCGGGGGGUUUGUUGAGAUAGUACAGCUUCUACUCGACAGAGCCAGCAACAGUGGAUGUCUUAAAAGGAUGCUAGAUUCAGUCGACGCCGAAGGUGAUACUCCUCUUCAUCAUGCAGCACGAGGUGAACAUGCGGAAGUGAUACAAUUGUUACUAGCAAACGGAGCUUCUCCUACAAAGACCAACACAUACGGAAAGAUCCCACAGGAGCUAGCUGAACCCGAAACGGAGGCUUGGAGAGUUUUUGAAGCAGCUGCUAGUGCUCAGACCACCCAGUAAAGCUACAAAGUAAACCUAAUGGUUCUUAAAAAUUGGUUAGCCAGUGUUUUAGGGCAGUUGAGAGCAAAGGUUUUUUGAGGCUAAGGAUCAAAAUACUUUUUUCUCAUUGAAUUUAAUAGGCUAGUUAUCUUGGGUGGGGGGGGGGGGGUUCUAUAAAUUCAGAUAUUCAAUUAUCUACCCUUUUAUUGUCAAGGAACAAAAUCUCAUACAGAAAAACAGAUUUUAUGUGGUGCAGUUACUUGUUUUUAGUGA